This is a messenger RNA of Acanthosepion pharaonis, 711 nucleotides long. NCBI's taxonomy places the organism in Eukaryota, Metazoa, Mollusca, Cephalopoda, Sepiida, Sepiidae. The record is from the annotation of a GenBank genome assembly.
AUGUUCUUUAUUUUGGCUCUUUUUCUUUUAAAAAUUUCUCGUCAUAAAUUUUUCAUUCUUCUUUUUCUUCUGCAUUUAUUUAUCUGUACACUGCCUCACCUUCCUUCUGCGUUCUCACAUUCUUUUCUUCAUUCUUUUCCUUUUUAUUCUUGUCUUUCUUCUUCGCUUACUUCCGGUCAGACAUUCUUUUCUGUUUCUUCCUCAGGGUUUCUUCAUUCUCUUUCUUUUGUUCCACUUAAAAAAAAAAAAAAAAGAUUCCCAUAUUCGCCUCUGAUUUUUUUUGUGGGGGGAGGCGGGGUCCUGACAUUCUUGCAUAUCGGCUUUACUAUUUUAAUUCCUUUUUUCUUCCUCUUCUCUAAGUUCACUUGUUUCUUAGACAUUGUCACUUUUUCCUCUUUUUUCCGUCUCUGGUUGCCAAUGAUUUCCAUCCUAUCUUUUCAUUCACAUAUUUCUUUUCUUUUACAUUCUCCUCCUUUUUCUUUUCAUUCUCAUUCUCACAUUUAUUCAUUUCAUUCUCAUUCUUCUAUUUAUUCUUCAUUUUCUCAUUUUUUCUUUUUUUUUUCCCAUUCUCCUAUUUUUUUUUCAUUUUGCAAUUCUCCUUUUCUUCUUCAUUAUUCUCUACUAUUAUUUCUUCUUCUCUUUCCCAUUUUCCCUUUUCUACAUUUACCUAUUUCUUUUUCAUUUUCCUAUUCUCCCGUUUCUUUUCUAUAG